Messenger RNA from Homalodisca vitripennis (glassy-winged sharpshooter), 1041 nucleotides. RefSeq names its product transmembrane emp24 domain-containing protein eca (gene eca). Gene Ontology annotation, biological process: endoplasmic reticulum to Golgi vesicle-mediated transport; Golgi organization; intracellular protein transport. The record is from RefSeq and is a predicted model, not a curated record. The coding region runs from base 131 to 790 and encodes 219 amino acids. NCBI's taxonomy places the organism in Eukaryota, Metazoa, Arthropoda, Insecta, Hemiptera, Cicadellidae. Gene Ontology annotation, cellular component: COPII-coated ER to Golgi transport vesicle; Golgi apparatus; endoplasmic reticulum-Golgi intermediate compartment. The transcript has 5 exons.
UAUGUUUCACGUAGGCUGGCUUCUGGCUAACCUUUUCAUUACAACUUAAAGUUAGUCCUGCUAGGUCUUAUUCUCAAACCGGAUUGAUAUAUAUUUAGGUUUUCUUGAUUUAAAAGCAAAAUAUUGGAAUAUGAGUUUAAUUAUCAGUUACCCGUCCUUAGUUUUAUUAUUUUGUAUAGUUUUUAAAUCAACAAAUGCAUUAUAUUUUCACAUUGGAGAAACUGAGAGAAAGUGUUUCAUUGAAGAAAUUCCUGAUGAAACUACAGUUCUUUUAAACUAUAAAGUGGAACUGUACGACCCUCGGAGUGGUGGUUUCAUGCCUUCAAGUCCAGGAAUUGGAAUGCAUGUUGAAGUGAAAGAUCCUGAUGGCAAAGUUUUGCUUUCCAGGGUUUACAGUUAUGAGGGAAGAAUCUCUUUCACUUCCCAUACCCCGGGCGAACACGGGCUGUGUUUAUACUCAAACAGCACAAAAUGGAUCGGUGGAACUCAGUUGAGAGUGCAUCUGGACAUCCAAGUGGGUGAACAUGCCAUCGAUUACGCCACCGUGGCACAGAAAGACAAACUGACAGAACUGCAGUUGAGAGUUCGCCAGCUGCUAGAUCAAGUUGAUCAGAUAACUAAGGAACAAAACUACCAGAGGUAUCGAGAAGAACGGUUCCGUCAGACGAGUGAGAGCACAAACCAGCGUGUGUUCUGGUGGUCUCUGGCGCAGCUGUGUAUCCUGCUGGUCAUGGGAGUGUGGCAGAUGAGACAUCUCAAGAGCUUCUUUGAAGCUAAAAAACUUGUGUAGACCUUGAGUUCUCGUCCUUAUUCUACGCUUUUGGGGAAUGUCUGGAAGAAUGUUUUCCUGUGAGGAUGAUUUUGUUUUUGUUGUUUUUCCCAUGAAAAUGUUCAUUCAAAUGAACUCAGGACUUGUAUAAGUGUUGAUUGUAUUGUUUUCCAAUUUGUACAGUAGUAGAAACUGUGUAUAUAUAAGAGGUGAAACGUGUUUUUAACAUAAGUAAAAUUAUUAAAGGAUGGUUUUUCAGUUAUUUACUUGUA